AUGGGUGAAAAGCUGCAGAUCACGGUCUUAAGAAGGAAGAUCGCGAUCAGGAAGGGAGGACGUGAAGAAAAAGCUGCGAUCGUGGCCUUCAGCCUAAAGAUCGUGACCGCGAUCUUCAGAGUGAUGGGCGCAAACUUGGAAAGGCAGCCAACGAAGGACAAAAAGAGAGUUUCCCCAGUUGAAUCACGACCUCUGUCAUGCGAGCCCGCGAGAAAUAUCGCGGCCGCAACAUCAAGGAUCGCGACCGAGAUGUCAGGCCGCGAUCCUCCAAGUUCUCAACGCAUAAAGGUGCUCACCUGA
Linum trigynum is the source of this 300-nucleotide messenger RNA. NCBI's taxonomy places the organism in Eukaryota, Viridiplantae, Streptophyta, Magnoliopsida, Malpighiales, Linaceae. The record is from the annotation of a GenBank genome assembly.